UUGUGCUGCUUUAAGGCUCGCACGAUAUCUACAGUAUCGCGGCCGGUUUUGCAAUCAUCGCAGGAUAUCUCGGAUAAUGAGUAUGAAGAGGAUGCGCCUACGCAUUUGGCUACCGAUGAGCCAUCUCUUAGUAAAGAGGAACAGGAACGAAUACGGGCCGAAAAAGAAGAGGAAGAGCAUAAAAAGAAUCUGCAAAUGUAUGUAUUCGUAGCGCGAUGUAUCGCAUACCAUUUCAAUGCAAAACAACCAACGGAUAUGGCUCGACGACAAGUGAAAGUCACUAAGCACGACUUGUCACGGAUUAAGGAUAGGUUUCAAGCCUUCCUCAAAGGGGAGACAAAUAUAGCCACCGAUGAAGCCUUUGCAAAAGCCAUGCAUAGUUAUUGUGAGGUUGGUAUGGACUGA
Messenger RNA from Strongylus vulgaris, 405 nucleotides. Lineage: Eukaryota; Metazoa; Nematoda; Chromadorea; Rhabditida; Strongylidae. The record is from the annotation of a GenBank genome assembly.